Molecule: messenger RNA, 1284 nt
Organism: Pieris macdunnoughi
Lineage: Eukaryota; Metazoa; Arthropoda; Insecta; Lepidoptera; Pieridae
Source: the annotation of a GenBank genome assembly
AUGGCGACUAAAAUAUUAGCUCUUAAAAAUUUUGUUCAUAGUCCGUUUAAAGCUCUACUAAAGCAGCCAGUUUCAUUUAAUAUUAAUAACCUUAAAUGUAUCAGCACAUCUCCGGUUUUUUGUGUAAAUUUUUUCAAUAAAUUACCUGCUGAAAAGCUAUGGAAAUCAGUAACGUCUGUAAGUAAUGCAGGAGCCAAGAAAGGACGUGGUAAAGGGGCUGGACGAAUUCGCAUUAGGGAUUUGAACCGAGGGCAAAUGAUUGGUGUAGGAAAAGUAAACAUGUUAUGGCCUGGACUUUCUGCACCUGUAAUACGUGGGAGGGAGCUACUUAAACAGCAAAGAUUACCUGAUGAUCCAGAGAGAAUGGAAAAGCUUAUCAAAUUAAGAGAUUCUAUGACGAAGUUUAGACGAUUAAAAUUAAGUCCUAUAGAAAGAGGUUGGUCUGGUGUGAGGAUGCCAGGACGUAGCCUUGGGCCCCCUGAUCCAGUUGCUGGUGAGGAAUUUACAGGAUUUGAAACAAAAGUUCUUCAAUUGAGGUCAUUACUUAUUAUGAAAGGAACCCUUGGACGAACAAGAAAUUAUCAAGCUAUGGUAGUAACGGGUAAUGGUCAAGGCUUAGCAGGAUUUGGCUUAGGCAGGGCAAAAGAAGCAUCAGCCGCUUUAAGAAAAGCUAAAAACAGGGCUGGGAAGAAAUUGAUGCACUUUGAUAUUUAUAAUAAUCAUACAGUUUACCAUGAUUUCUAUACUGCAUUUGGGAAAACUAAAAUCUUUGUACAAAAGCAGAAUGAAGGUUAUGGUUUAAUGGUACAUAGAGCUAUCAAAGAGAUAUGCCAAGCGAUCGGUAUCAAGGAUCUUAGAGCUAAAGUGGAAGGAUCAAAUAAUUUACAGCACCUUGUAAAGGCCUUCUUUAUUGGUCUUUUACAACAGCGAUCACAUCAACAAUUGGCCGAAGAAAAGAAAUUACAUCUAGUAGAGUUUAGGGAUGAGAAUGAGUUCUACCCAAUGGUUGUAGCUAGUCCCUCAAAAGUUAGGACAAAAGAGGAAAUACCAAAAGACGAAACCCUGGACUUCAUACAAUAUGUUAUGAAUGAUAAAGUUAUAUUAAAGAAAAAGAAAUUUCCACCUUUUUACAAAACAAUGCCACAUUAUGAGCUAUACCUCAAGAAAUUUGAAAGGUACAGAAAUCAUGAGAAAAUUCGCCUCAACCUUAAAGUCGAGUAUGGAGAGAUGAAAAGCUUUUUAACUGACAAAUACCCAGAUGAAAAAGUUGAGAAAGAUGAUUAA